Molecule: messenger RNA, 1281 nt
Organism: Oldenlandia corymbosa var. corymbosa
Lineage: Eukaryota; Viridiplantae; Streptophyta; Magnoliopsida; Gentianales; Rubiaceae
Source: the annotation of a GenBank genome assembly
AUGGAUUUGGAUUUGUUGUUGAGGGGUUUUGAUUACACAAGGAAACAGAGGAAGUGGCUUCUGUUAUUGGGUGGAUUGGGGUUUACCAGCUAUGGAGCUUACAAAGUCUAUAACUCGCCCUCUGUGGCAAAGAAGAGGGAAAGAUUAGCUAAGGUCUUAGGCGCCCUUUUUGCAGUGGCUGAAAUGGUUUCUGAUUCAGCUGAAGCAAUUGGGGUGGUGUCUAAAGAUGUAAAGGAGUUCUUGCGGUCUGAUUCUGAUCAAAUUCCCAAUAGUUUGAAGCAAAUCUCGAAGAUAACACGGUCAGAUGAGAUGUCAGAGUCUCUGGCCAGGAUCACUACUGCUUUGACUGUAGGAUUCUUGCGGGGUAACAGGCAAGAAAGUCAGAGGGGUACUGUUGGUUCUGUUAGCAGGAGGUGUGAUUUCUCUGACCGGGUUUUGGAUAAGCUUUUCACGGAAGAAGGAGCUGGUUUUGCUUCCAUUAUCGUUGGAAGUUUUUCACGGAAUAUGAUUUUGGCUUAUUGCUCGAGUAAGCAGCUGAAUGGUUCUCCAACUGCUGCCCAUCUAGUUUUGGAAUCCAACUCUACUCCAACGUGGGCUGAUGUGCUGGCUGAGGAUAAAUGUAGAGAGCUGAUCGGUAAUUGUGUUCAAACGUUUGUGAGCACGGCUGUUUCUGUUUUUCUUGACAAAACAAUGCACAUUAAUACCUAUGAUCAGCUCUUUUCUGGGAUGACAAAUCCCAAGCAUGAAGCCCAAGUGAAGGAGAUGUUAUCAUCAAUAUGCAAUGGCGCUGUCGACACUCUUGUCAGGAGCACUCACCAAGUUAUGGCCAGUUCAGGCAGUGAUACCACUCAAAAAUCGAAAUUUCUUCCCACUGAAUUUGGGCAAAGUCCAAGUAAGGAUGACAGAGUAGGACUUAUUCCGCGAAGGUUUAUGCCAUUUGGAUCGAAAUCGGGCAAGUUAUCGAAUGGUAACCAAGAUGAUGGAUGGAUGAAGAGGAUGACUUCUACUCUGUCUAUACCAAACAAUAAGAAAUUUGUGCUUGAUAUUACUGGAAGGGUGACUUUUGAGAGUGUCAGAUCUUUUCUGGAAUUCCUACUUCAAAAGAUACUCGAAUGCAUGAGAAGAAGUGUGGAUAUUAUACAUGAAGAGGUUGUGGACAGGGGAAUUGAAGUGGUUCAACAUGUGGGCAGGACAUCUUCUGCAGUAGUUAGUAUUUGCCUUUCUUUAUGUUUGCAUAUAUUGAAUGGUCCCUGGAUCUUAGUUCCAUCAUCAGUUCUUUGA